Dryobates pubescens (Downy woodpecker) is the source of this 749-nucleotide messenger RNA. RefSeq names its product coenzyme Q10A (gene COQ10A). Gene Ontology annotation, molecular function: ubiquinone binding. Gene Ontology annotation, biological process: cellular respiration; ubiquinone biosynthetic process. Gene Ontology annotation, cellular component: mitochondrion. Lineage: Eukaryota; Metazoa; Chordata; Aves; Piciformes; Picidae. The transcript has 5 exons. Bases 55 to 732 code for a protein of 225 amino acids. The record is from RefSeq and is a predicted model, not a curated record.
GAGGUCACGGCGGCGCCGGUCCGAGGGCAGCGGAGCCGCGGCCCGGGCCCGGUCAUGGCGGCCCGGCGGCUCCGCGGCGCCCUCCAGCUCGGGGCGCGGCAGCGGCUGAGGGCCGCUGCGGCCCCGCCCGGCAGGCACGCGGCCCUGGGCGGCCUGCGGCUCGGCCGGCCGGGGGCUGGCAGCACCUGGCAGCCACUGGCCCAGCCCAGCAGGUCCUUCCUCAGCCUCACCAACAAGAGGAAGGAGUACUCGGAGCGCCGCAUCAUUGGGUACUCCAUGCAGGAGAUGUAUGAUGUGGUGGCCAACGUGGAGGACUACAAGAGCUUCGUGCCCUGGUGCAAGAAGUCUGUGGUGGUCUCCAGGCGCUCAGGGCACAUCAAGGCCCAGCUGGAGGUUGGCUUCCCCCCGGUCCUGGAGCGCUACACCUCCAUCGUCACCCUGGUCCGGCCUCACCUCGUCAAGGCUGUCUGCACCGAUGGGAAGCUCUUCAACCACCUGGAGACCAACUGGCGCUUCAGCCCUGGCAUCCCUGGCUACCCUCGCACCAGCACCGUGGACUUCUCGAUCUCCUUCGAGUUCCGCUCGCUGCUGCACUCCCAGCUGGCCGCCGUCUUCUUCGACGAGGUGGUGAAGCAGAUGGUGGCAGCCUUCGAGCGGCAGGCGGCCAAGAGCUUCGGGCCCGAGACUCGCAUCCCCCGGGAGCUGAUGUUCCACGAGGUCCACCAGACGUGAGCCCGGGGGGGAGGGGG